Molecule: messenger RNA, 537 nt
Organism: Monosiga brevicollis MX1
Lineage: Eukaryota; Choanoflagellata; Craspedida; Salpingoecidae
Exons: 2
Coding region: 1-537 (178 amino acids)
Biological process (GO): zinc ion transmembrane transport
Cellular component (GO): membrane
Molecular function (GO): zinc ion transmembrane transporter activity
Source: RefSeq, a predicted model, not a curated record
AUGCGGCAUGGGCUUCAGUACAUUGCCAUCCCAACGGUUCUGGUGGCAGGCUUGAUUGGGGCCUUUCUGCCACGGGUGAUUGUGUCGCAGGCAGACCAUGCGGGCCGCGUGCUGCAGCUGGGUACCGCGCUGGCCGCUGGUGUCUUUUUGACGGCCGGGCUCGUGCACCUGCUGCCCGAUGCGCUGAGUCAGGACCCCAGCCUGGAUGAGCACUAUCCCUUUGUGUUCCUGGCCACCACUCUGGGAUUUGUGCUCGUCUUAGCCAUUGAUUUGAUUGCCUUUAUCGUCGUGGAUGCUGACAACAACAACAACAACCCUGACAUCAGCCCACUCCCCACGGCUUGUGGAAGCCCGCGAAGCGGCAGCAAGCUGAGCUCGGACAUGGAAGGGCCCAUGAGCGACCCGCUUUUGACUGAAAGCAGCACUCUGCUGCCCGCGCACAAUUGCAACGUCAAUGAGCUCUCCUGUUCUCGCCCACGUGGCAUGUCCUCCACCUCCACACGCCAGCUGCACACGACUGGAUGCCGUGCAGUCUAG